GUGUGCACUUAGUCUUAGUUUAGUGAGUAGAGAUCUGUAAGCUUUUGGUAAUGUAAAUUUUAAAUAUUCUUGCAUUUUAAAAUUAUAAUUGUAUACUUGGCUAUAAAAUACAAGUUUUCCCCAAUUUGUUUUAUGCUAUCAAAUUGAUUAAAUGAAUAAUCAGAAUUACAAGACUAACGAUUGGAAUGUUGGUAGGUUUUGAUUAAUAGUUGCAUAAUGCGUUGAAAAUGACAAGUUCCAUGUAUAUUUCAUAUUAGAAUGCUAAAGUAUAUCUUAAAAAAUUAUUCAUGGUAUUGACAAAAUUAGACAAGUCAGGGAUUAUAACUCUUACAAACUUGUUCAAUUAAUUUCUAUGAUAGUUAUUUUAAAAUAAGUUGCGAUCAUUACUCUAAAAGCUCCCAUUACAUAUAUAAUAUAUGUAAAUAUGGUAGACUUUGUUUAAAUUACUUAUUCAAUUUUAUUUACUUUUUUUUUUUUGACCGUUUAAAAAUUUAUCAAAAAUGAAAGAGUAAUGAUUUUUAAAAAAUGCAAUUCUUUAUAAAUUGUAAUUAUCUACAUGUAUUAACUCUAGUGGGCAUGUAUUUAAAGUGAUAGGAAAUCAAUGUAAAUUUUACUACACUUUUAAAUUUUCAAAUUCUUAUCUGAUAAGAGAGGCCCCCAAAACGUGCUUUCUCGCGUAACAAAGCGGACCGCCUCUUUAAAUGUUUACCUGUGCUCUUCCCAUUGGAUAACAUACGCCCCACAAAAAACAAUAUGCUAGUAUGAUUCGUUUCGCCUUCUCAGUGAUCGAUUAUUAGGUGUAAUUAAUGGACAGUGUCUACCUGACCACAUGGGUGCGUUAUUCAAUAUUACAAUGUCAGCAGCGCGCGAAAAUGAUUUCACGUUAAAACAAUUGAUUUUUUUCUCUCCCUCAUGGGCGCCUCGUAGAACAGCCGUUAACAGUUUCUAAACAUUUGAGUAUGGCGAAACUGGCCAGGUAUGAAAUUUGGGGGAUGUACACUAACACUGGAUUUUGAGUGUAUCAGGAAGAUGUGAUUUCAUUUGGAGUGAAAUGUUUUUAACAUGCCGUUGGGAGAACGAGUUAUUACACCUGUUAAUUUAGGAAGAUCACCCAUAAAAAUUGACCAUGGGGACCAGAGAAAUCUCCACCGUGCCGUGGCAUCGAAUGCCCUCGUGGGUAUUCUCCAUCAACUGGCCAGCGUGGUCCGAUUAGCGGAUGACAUCUUCUGUGACAUUUCGGAGGAAUGCCAGAAAGUGUUCGAAAAGUCGGAACGUAUUAGUAGGAAGAUUGCAUUUGUGGAACAGUUUGUGAAAGACCUUGAUGCCAAAACGGUUACCAUUCAACUUUCAGAACCAGCAACUGUCGGUGACCUGAGCAAGUUUAGUCAUUGUCACGAUCAUCAUGUCGCCAAGCAUGGAUUUGACUGUGACCUUUUCACCUCUGAUAACCGUCCACACUGCAUGCAGGACCACUACAUGCUCUGCGAGACCUCCCCCUCCAAAAUCAUGCGGGGCGCAGAUUUGUACCGGAAAGAUGGACUGUGUACGUCUAGGUUGUUCAAACUGUGGCCAGUCGCACUGAAUGAACCCAAGAUCUCCUCUCCAGACUUCAACCUGCCUAGAAGGUCACAAGAUGUGUUCACAUUUGAAAAGAGAUACAAAAAGUUAAAAGAACGUCGAAAAACAAUUCACAUAACUGGUGAACUUUUCCCUGAGGAGAAGAAAGACAAAUCUAAGGAUGAGAAAAAUGAGAUGGACUCAGGUGUCACUGCAGUCCCUCCGUCUGAAGUGAUCAAAGUAGACACGUCUGGAAUGGGGUUCCACCGAAUGCAGUCAUUCAGGAAAGCCCUCGCAAAAGUAGAGUACGAAGACGUCAAGAAAAAGAAGCGGCGCAGAACCGUUUCAGGUGUGUCCGAAAGCAUUCUACAAGAAAUCGAACUGUUUGAAAAGAGGCGUGUCAGUACAAGUGGGAGGGACCAUGUCAGAGACUAUAAUUUUGAGGAUUUGGACGUUCUUGAAACUGAGAUUCCAAGAGAUGAGGAGAUGGUCAAGUAUUUAGAUGAAAUCGAUGCCAAGAUUGAGGAGAGGAAAGAAGAUGAAAGGUUUUUCAAAGAACCGAAAAUUCUUAAAUUUUUCCCAUGUCGUAGAUCAAAAUCAUUACCUCGGUGUGCCAAGUUGAACUCUGCAAAGGCUCUCAUUGAACGAAAAUCUCAGUUGGCUGGACUCAAUGAUAGUGAUUUGAGCCUGAAUACAAAUGUUUCUACAGAGAGUCGAUAUUCUCGCCAAACAAAACGUGGCAGUUUCAGCAACAAAAUCAAAUCAUUGGUCCGGAGCAGUAGUGGUAACAGACUGGUGGAGAAAAUCCACAAAUCACGACCAAAAUCCCUGGACUUAGAUGCUAUAGACUUCGAAGUCACCGGUCAUUCCAACUUGGCCAAAAUGCCCAGUAUGCCUGAUGGCAUGCUGACCAGGAGAGAAAUGAACAUGAAGGUGGGUCCUGGUACAUACUAUGGUUUUGAGAAUGAGAGCAACACAUUGCCGAGACGGAACGUCAAACGAAAUGAAUUUCCUUGGGAGUCCAUGCCAAAGGACUGGACAACAUCGGUUAAGUUACGAGAGAUUUCCAAGAGGCAUUCCAGUUACACAGACAGACAGUCGUCCUCAGGUCAUUGGAGUGGCAGUAGUAGUAAUCGUCACUCACUGGACAGCGACCACGUCGUGAAAGCCGAGAUCAUUCCUAACUCCAGGUCCCAGUGUUCCCUCGGCAACGACUCAGGGAGAGACUCUCCAAUCCCUCCAGAGAGCAGAUGUGGAACAGAAUCAACAGGAGGAUACACGGGGGACGACGCCAGCACAAUAGCAGGGGAUGUGAAUUCUGUGGUCAACGCUAAACUGGACACGGAGACGUGGUUGAAGAGUCUGGCCGUCAGAGCCAUGGGGAGGGAAGAAGUGACAUCCAGCAGUGCCGAGACGUUAUCCUCCCUCACCAGACUGACCAAGAAGAAUAUCAUGGCACUGGACCUGAUGAUGUCAUCGCCACAGAGGAGACCACCACCAUGUGAUGACGGCGAAUCUUCAGUUUAUUCAGUGGAUCAGGAAGGCUUCUACACAUCCUUCCACAAUGACAGUGGAUUACGGAAAAGUAGUGGAACAUUGGUGGAUGAGGACGAGGAGGAGCUGUCUCUGAGUAAAGACUCCCAGUCUCUCUGCAGUUUUGACAGUGUGAUUCAUAAUCCGGAGGGAGGGGAUAAGUUUGCUGGGGUUAAGACAAGCAGUGGAAAGGUUCUAAACAAAGUGAAUCCCCCAGCUCCUCCAAAGAGGACCAGUUCCUGUUCAGAGGAUCAAAAAUCUUCUCAGGAAUCCUCCUCAUUUUCUGAUACAGAUCAGGAUGCCAUGUCAUCGAGACUGAUCUCGAAAACCCAGAUCUCCAACACGACCAUUCCGUCCCUGUGUCCGAUACUGAGUGAUGAGGACAGCUCCCUCAGUAGACAAACUUCUGUUGAUGGAGACCCCACAGUGAAUAAACAUUCCAGUGAAUGUGUGUCAGACCCUUCCUCAUUUUCACAUUUCGAUGGGAAGGGUUCUUUAGAAAACACAAGCACAUCAGAAGAUUCUAGUUACUGUCAGACAUUACCAAAGACAUUCAAUGCUAAAUCAAAAGAAUCACAAUCAUAUGACUAUACAAAAUCAUGGCCACGGUGCAUGAACAAGGAAAAGGAGAAUCACCCUAAAUCAGGAAUUCUAAAAAAUUCAGAUCGUUCUCUAAGUGGUCCCAAAACACCUAAAUCUCUUAAUUUUUCACCUGUUAUCAACAUGUUUAACCCAGGAACACCUCUUUCUCUCCAGCUCCCUCUUGUUUCUUCACCCACUUCUUCUGAAGAUGGAGGAAAAGAAAGAAAGGUUGCUGCCAUGGCAGAGGAAGGGGUGUAUAAACUGACUGUUCAGGAGGAAAGGAAAGACCUUCCUCUGAAGUAUCACCCAACUCUUGUUGUAAAACCAGGUGCUCGAUCACAGUCAUCAGAACGAAAAUCUUCUCAGGAGUCCCAAAAUGUGCCUUCUGAAAAAGAUGCUAUGAAAAUAUCUUCAUCUGCAGAAACUUCCAUGGGAAAUACAUCUUUUUCAACUGUUCCCAUUCAAAAUGGUGCUGUCUCAAAUCAAACACCAUCAGAUUUAUCCAUGACUUUUUCAGGGAUGCAUAGCAUCAGUUCGUUUGGCAGCAUCAAUUCUUUGGAAUCAGCAGGAUCUUUGUCUUUAAGCAACAGCUUGACAUAUGUAACCCUGGCCAGUCCAUGCAGCUCUCCAAAUUUAUCUAACCUGGAUGUCCCCAUGAUAAACACGCCUACAGGAUCAUUUGAAUCUCUCUCAGAACAGUCAACAUUUUCUGCUUCCAUGGUAAACCAAUACAGUAAUUCAUGUACAACAGACAAUUCUAGCUUGAGUUCCACAAUUGAAACCAUAGCAAUAACAACAAAUUCUCUGGACUCUUUCAAUGAAACUCGAACAGAAAACCAAUCAUUCCAGACUUUUUCUGGACCUCCCAUGUUGGCAUCAACUCCCCAUUCAUCUGUGUCCAGACUAGGAAACCAACCCAGAACUCAGAACUCUUUUUCACAAAGGCCCAAGUAUUCAGAGUCAAAAUACAGACCAGAUGAGAGAGGAAGGAGGAGAACCAGACAAGCACCAGUUGAACCAUCAGAAACAAAAACAAAAUUGAAAGCCUCAACUUCACUUCCUGAACAUAUGGUAAACUACACCAAUACUAAAUACCAAGAGAGAACAAGAAGUUACAAGCCAACAAAGCAAGGCCCUACAAGUAGUAACAAGAGAGGGGCUGUAGUGAAUGUCAUGAACUUAAAUAGCAAUGGUUCUAAUUACUCGGAGGAAUCCUCCAAUAGAACGGACUCGUACAGAGUGGCCUUGACAGAGCCAACCAGUAACCAAAAGUCUUACAAAGCACCCCCAGCAGAACCCUCCAAUCGAACCGAUUCUUACAGAGUGGCCAUGGCAGAUAGUAACAGUUGCCGCUCGGGAUCAUACAGAGUAGCAAUGAAAGAGAGUUUGAGCUGCCCAUCCUUUAAUCAAAAAAUUAGUAACCCACCACCUUCAACCAAUCAAAAUUUUCCAUACAAUGGAGUACCAGACAGUUACAAUAACCCACCAUCUACCUCCAGUGACUUCCCAAUUGACUUUACACGUACAGACUCAUAUAGAGUUGCUGUGCGUAACACGCAGGGAGUCGUGAAUAACGAUAUGGUUCAGAGGAAUUCUUCUUACAGAGUAGCAGUGGAUGACUUGGAACCUGUAAUGAUGGACUCCAGGAUGAAUGGUCUGGAGGGGGGUAGUGAUCUGGUCAGUGGAAGGGAUUCUCGUCGCAUGGGAAUUACCAACAUUGAUCAGGUGAAGGACAUCCCAGCCAAUAAUCAGGGGGGUAGAAUUAUUGGUGGAGUGGAUGUGUCAAAAAUAGACACCAGCAAAGUGGUAAGACGGCGUCCAAAAUCAGACGUGGAUCCAAUAUCGGUCAUAUCAAAUCAAGAGGCCUCCAAGAAUGCAAACAGGAGCCACAAAAGCAGUAACAAGCGACACAGUACCUCGUCCACAUACAUCAAGUUUGAUCCAAUAUUCGAGGUCGGAGAGGAUAUGAUGCUGUCCAUGGAAUCUCUGAAAACUUCAUCCAACACGUCUCUCAAAAUGACGUCCGAUUAUACAGAUCACGGUUAUGGAUUUAACAGGGAGCCAGAGAAAAUCAAUGCAGGCGGACAUCAAAAGAACCCCAGUGAAAAAAGUAGUUCUUCCUUGAUUGGCUCCAUUAAGAGUACGUUAAAAUCUAUGUCCAGUCAUUCAAAACAAAGCAGUUCUGGAAAUGAAGAUGACUGGCGGUUUUCUAUGGUGUGAAUCGUAACUCAGUUUCAACUGUUUAGGGUUUCAUCCAUUGUUUAAAUCCUGUGAUAUUCAUGAAUCCAUGACAGACAUUUGUUCCAAUUUACUUUUGAAGAGUGCCAUAUGCAAUAUUUCUCCAUUUUUUUUUUAAACUUAACUGCAUUGCAUGAAUUUAUUUUAUAAAUUUUUAUUCAUUUUUUUUUUCAUAGUUUGAAAAGUCAUCAUUACAUGUAUAUCCACAUAAAUGUGUCAUUUACACUUCAUUUCCAUAAUUAUCCACGCUAUCAUAAAUAAAUUAAGUUGUAAAUAUAUGUAAAUACAUACCAUGUAUGCUAUAUUUAACCCUUAUAUGUUUAUUAUUUUUUAAUUAAUAUGUAGAGGUCACAGUAAUAUUAGACAUAUAUAUAGUAUAAGUGUUUUUUGAAUUUCUUAAGAUUAUUUAUAUAACAUGUUUCAUUUUAAUCUUAAAAGUGCUUGCCAUUUCAUGUCAUUUUUUUUAAAAAAGAUAUCUCACGUUAUAUUUUUAUUGGAUGAAAUAUUGGAGUUAUGUACUUUUUAUAUUUUUGAAUUUUAAAAAUUCCUAUUUAACACAAACCAUUUAUCAUAUAUAUCCAUUACAUUGUGAAUUAUUAAUGCAAAAAUGGCAGCAAUAUAUUUAAGUCUUGUUUGUUAAUGGAUUCAUUAUAUAUUAUGUUUACUCAUCUGUCACAUAUUCUAUUUGUUCGAGUAAUAGACAAUAAUUUAUUCAAAGAAAUGUCAUAAAAAUUGAAACAGAACAUAUGAAUGCACGCAUCAACACUUUGCACAAGUUAUGUCCCUUGUUUGCCAUCGUGCGGUUAAAAAAUAGUAUUUUCCUACCUUGUCCUUUAUAAUUUUCUGGUCUGUGGCUGUGACAUUUGUGAUUUUUCCAUGAGUUGCAGUUAACUAUAUAUAAUAAUGCCCCAGGGUGGGAUAACCCAUUAACUUGUAUGAAAACUUGGUAAUUAGAUAUAAUUCACAGUAGUAAUUAACCUCUUACAUUUGGUAUGGUAAAGAAUGACAACUUGUCUUUUCACCGAUUGACCUUGCAAAGGGACGUAACUUACAGCAAAGUGUCGAUACGUGUAUUAAGCCCUGGUGGUCAAUGUUUACAAUACACAUGUCCAGUUAAUGUGUCCGAACAAAUGUCCAAAGUGUCAUGGUCAGCAUUGGCCCGGUGUCAGCCGAUGAAAGAAGAUUGGGUUGUUUUUUUCAAAUCCCAUGAAUUUUCAAUUCUUGCAGAUCAAACUUUUUCAAAUCGCAUACACUUCAAGCUUGCAGAUUAAAGUUUUUCAACUCUCAUAUAGACGUCAAGCUUGCAAAUUAAAGUUUUUCAAUUCUCAUAUUAUAGACUUCAUGCUUGGAAAUUAAAGUUUUUCAACUCCCAAAAACUUUUGGAUCUCUCCUGUACUAUUACUAUCACGUCUAAAGGUUAUGUUCAUUAAAGGAGUACACCAAAUUGACUAGGAUUUUCAUCGGUCAUAUAUUUAUGCAAUGAAGAGGUAUAGAAUAAUGUUUGAAAAAUUGUUGAGUGUGGCAAAAAAAAACAUCAAUCAAUUGUAAGAAAUGCAGCGAGUAAAGUUUUUGUAGUUUACUUUUUCACAAACAUCAAAGAACGUGAUGUAUUCACAAGGAAGCCAAAAUGGUUGUUUGCAGUGCUUGUGUGUUACCAAAGAGUCCACCCUCACAUCUUGUAGUGCAAUUACCUGUAUUCUACAGGUCUCUGUAGCAAAAAUAAAAUAUAUUAGUAACA
Ostrea edulis (European flat oyster) is the source of this 7648-nucleotide messenger RNA. RefSeq lists its product as uncharacterized. Lineage: Eukaryota; Metazoa; Mollusca; Bivalvia; Ostreida; Ostreidae. Bases 1063 to 5892 code for a protein of 1609 amino acids. The transcript is spliced from 6 exons. The record is from RefSeq and is a predicted model, not a curated record.